AUGUUUGCUAAACAUUCACUGCUUCUUGCGGCUGUGGGGAGCGCCCUUGUGGCCGCAGCCCCUAGCGGCCAACGCUCUACACCGGCCCCUUGUGCCCAGAUUUCCCAGCAGUAUAUGCAUGAUGUUAAGACCGGCAAAGUACCUGCGUUUUCCGGUGCAUUGGCCUAUGAAUGCCUGCAGUCCAUGCCAUUUGAUCCAAGGAGAGGAGCUGCCUUUGUCAAGGACGUCAAGAAAUACAUGCAGUGGCAGUCUAACGCCAAUGUGCUGAGCAAUCCUCCGGCUUCGUAUCUGUCUCCUCCGGUUGAUAUAUGGGGUGGCUUGGACUAUUUGCAGCAGCAGGCUGCCGACAACAAAUUCAGCAACCAAUUUGAGUUCGACACUGCUCUCUCGGACUUGUUUAUCUCUGCCAAGGAUGGACAUCUAUCCCUUGUACCAUGCUCGUUUAUGCCAUUUGUGUUUGUGAGCCAUGAGUCCUUGGUCUCUAUCUCAUCUGAUGGUCUCCAGCUGCCCAAAAUCUACACUUAUAACGAUGCCCAAGUCCUCAAGAGUAACCCCGAUGCCAUCUCACCCAUUGUGACAAUUAACGGUAAAGAAGUUGUCUCUCACCUAGAGGGAGUUGCGGAGACCCAGUCAUUCCAGGACCCUGAUGCCAGGUACAACAAUGUGUUCCGCUCCCGCUCCCGCUUUAUGAACAGUGAGGAGAUGCUGGGAGCAUUCUCCUACGGUCCGAAUGGUAUGUGGCCCGGACCUACAGUGUACAACCUGACAUACGCCAACGGAACCACGUCCAAGUCCGAAGUAAAGGCCGCUGUUAGAAGCGGUAAGUUCAAGUUUGCCAACGGUAAGGCGCUUUACGAGAGUUACUGCCUGCCUGCGCCUUAUACAACUGAUACAACCGCCAAGCCGGCUCCUUCGACAGCGACCCCAACGCCCAGUAGCUCCGCCCCAGCUUCUUCGACUCCUGUCUCCCAGAGCCCAUCGGCCACUGCAAAGCCCGCUCCGACUGGCUAUCCCAAGGCCGCCAUUCGCGAUGACAACAACCUGAUCGCCGGCUACCUACUGAGAGAGCCCGGACUGGAGGACACCGCUGUGCUGUCUGUUCCUACCUUUAGUGUUAGCAGUCUAGAGGGCGGUACCGAUGUAAUUUCCAGUCUCGCUGUUGAGUUCAUCCAAAGAGCUGUUGAUGCGGGAAAGAAGAAGAUGAUCAUCGACCUGAGCUCCAACCCCGGAGGCGACGUCAACUAUGCUUUUGAUCUUUUCAAACUAUUCUUCCCCAACAAGACCCCGUACUGGUCGUCGCGUUUCCGUGCACAUGAAGCCUUUAAGCUUAUCGAAAAGGUUGGCUACUCGUUCCCGCACGAUUCGGAAAAUGAUGCCUUUGAAUCGCUGGUCGAAUUCGGCUUCUACAACUUGAAGACCCCCGAUCAGAACCACACCUUUGAGUCGGCUAAAGAGCUCUAUGGGCCUCACCGGGUUCUCGGCACGAACAUGAGCACGGCCAACUCGCUAGACCUGGACCUGGUCUCGAGCGAGGCGAAACCAAUCCACGGCUUCGGCGGCAUUAAGUCCAAAUGGACGACUCCCCCCUUCGCCCCAGAAGACAUAUUGAUCAUCACAGAUGGAGCCUGCAGUUCUGCAUGUCCUACUUUUACCAAGAUGAUGAAGUACGAAGGUGUGAAGACCCUCUCCUUUGGUGGGCGUCCGCAGCACGGACCUAUGCAGACGAUGGGUGGUACACGAGGUGCACAAGUCCUGCCCGGAUCCACUCUUGUGGAAAUUACAAGCACCUUGCUUGAUAUUGCCGCCGAGAAGGAAUUGCUCUCGAAAAGCGAGCUCCAGCAGCUGAAGGCGCUCUCCCCGGCUGAGGAAAGCCCACUUCAGUAUGGCCAGUUGCAGGUUAACCUCCGCGACGCGUAUAGCAAGCUUGAUGAGGAUAGUUCCAUGCCCCUUCAGUUUGUCUAUGAGCCGGCUCACUGCCGUCUGUUCUACACACUGGAGAAUUUUCUGCAGCCGGCAACUACCUGGAGCGCUGCGGUCAAGGCUAUGUGGGGCGGUGGGGAGUGUGUUGCAGGUUCGCGCCAGAAGUGA
Penicillium hordei is the source of this 2088-nucleotide messenger RNA. RefSeq lists its product as uncharacterized. The transcript has 4 exons. Gene Ontology annotation, molecular function: serine-type peptidase activity. Gene Ontology annotation, biological process: proteolysis. NCBI's taxonomy places the organism in Eukaryota, Fungi, Ascomycota, Eurotiomycetes, Eurotiales, Aspergillaceae. The record is from RefSeq and is a predicted model, not a curated record. The coding region runs from base 1 to 2088 and encodes 695 amino acids.